GCGCUGCCAACAGCAGUGCGAUAGCCUUCUACGACGACAUCGCCGUAAUUCCAGAAUUCUAUACUCGACUGCCCAAUUUAACUUUUCGCAUUCCUUAUAGUCCUUUGACCUAAGAAAUGCCUUCGUUGAUACUACUACUCACGGCUUUUGCGUACGCGAUUCUGCUCAGUGAUAAGGUUACAGUCUCGCCAGUGGCCAGCUCUGCAGAUGUGCCCACAAGCCUAUCCUCUGUCAGCGAUAUUUCUGAGCCAGGGAAUUACUGUAGUGCCGAAACGCACAAGAAAAUAUUUUAUCCAAAAACGAGAGCAUGCACGGAAGCACGAGUUCCGUGCCCAGAUCCGGAAAAUAUCGAAGGCAUCGCUGUAAGAUACUGUUCUUGCAAAACCACAAUUUGGGAGACGCCAAACACAACCAAUUGCACACAUAAAUGGGUAUCUGAAUUGGAGUCGGCAAUUGAAAAGGGAGAUCCAGCAGAGCAAAUCAGCAAAAAAAUGGCAUCUGAUUUAGAAUAUACAUUGUCACGUCAAUUGUAUGGGGGAGAUAUUACUAAAAGUUUGCAGUUGUCUGAUGAUCUGCUUGAUUUGGCACGAAGUCAGUUUGACGCUGUGGAGGAUGAAUAUGAUCGAGAAGCUAGAGCGACAAACUUUACUGAGUCGUUCGGUUUAUAUGGUAAUUAUCUGCUAUCGCAACAAGCGCUUGAGGUACGGGAGGAGCUAACACCUUCGCUUUGUGAGGAUUACGCUGCGGUGUUGACGUCUUCGUUGAAGCAAAGCGUUUUAUCGUUGGGAAAUUAUAUUCUGAUUCCGGAGAAGAAGCUGCAGUAUGAUAACUGGGCCAUGAAGAUUGAUAUUCUUCAAUGGAAGGACACGUCACGAAAGUACUCUCCUGAUGAUCAGCUCAAACUUCUUACUGGAAAUAGCACAACAUCUACACCUUCUCGUGCUCCUACAGUGCAGUUUAGCGGAUUUUCUAAGUCACCAAUCAUCGAAUUACCACCAUUGAUCAUUUUGAAUAACACAGCGUCGUCCACAAACGAAUCAUCAGCACCCAGUUCUGCAGUUUUCCAUCUAGGAUCGCAGCCUGACACAGCAUCUUCGUAUACUCCCCUACGUCUAAGCUACCUCGUUUUCGCAAACCUCGGCCAAUUAAUUUAUGAGGAUGACGUCACUGUGGUGAACAGUCACAUUGCUUGCGUUUACGUUGGUGAUGGCACCAAGAGUAUAGACCUUCUGGAUGAUCAGCCAGCCACCUUGACUUUUUUUCACUUGAAGAAAGAUCUUGAACAUCCGAGCUGUGUAUCCGUGGACUUUGAUACGAGGAUGUUGAGCAACGAAACCUGCCGGCUUAUUUCAACAAGCUGGAGGAUGACUGAAUGUGCUUGCACUCACUUAGGAAGGUGA
Molecule: messenger RNA, 1400 nt
Organism: Cylicocyclus nassatus
Lineage: Eukaryota; Metazoa; Nematoda; Chromadorea; Rhabditida; Strongylidae
Source: the annotation of a GenBank genome assembly